This is a messenger RNA of Argiope bruennichi, 1833 nucleotides long. RefSeq names its product beta-1,4-N-acetylgalactosaminyltransferase bre-4-like. Lineage: Eukaryota; Metazoa; Arthropoda; Arachnida; Araneae; Araneidae. Gene Ontology annotation, biological process: carbohydrate metabolic process; glycosphingolipid biosynthetic process. The transcript is spliced from 8 exons. Gene Ontology annotation, molecular function: N-acetyl-beta-glucosaminyl-derivative 4-beta-N-acetylgalactosaminyltransferase activity. The coding region runs from base 354 to 1535 and encodes 393 amino acids. The record is from RefSeq and is a predicted model, not a curated record.
UUUAUGUGUUUAGUUUCGGUGUUGUGUGAAGGGAAUUGGGGUAGGUUAUUGUUUUCUCGUUAUUUUAAGGGGAGGAUGCGCAUGCUUGCUGUUUAUUGUUUUUCUUAAAAUUAGUUUAUUUACUAUCGUUUAAUGAGGUUUUUCAUGUAUCCAGAAACAAGUUGUAGCAUGUCCAAAACAUUCCAUGGAAUCCUUUUAGUGAAUUGCCUAAUUAAGAAAUCGGAUGAAGCUAACUGAUCGAUAUCAUCAUGUUGCUGCUCACAAAGUCUUUCAAUUUUGUACAAAUAAAAUAUAAAAUUAUUCUUGGUACCUAUUUAUGAAAACUGUUAGGGUUUACCACGAAAGAUUUGGAUAUGUCCAAAGGUGGAACAGUAUUACCGAGCUGUUCCCCUGUCCAGCUGUGGCGAGCUCACAUAUGCAAAGCUGUGAUUUUCUCAUUACUCAUGUUUUUAUUUUUGGAAUAUACCUGCAAUAUUCUUGUCUACCGACAUCCAAUAAACAAAAUAGUAGCUCCUGGAUUAGCAUGGAUUUCUCACUUGAACCAAAAAUUUGGUGACGACAGAGCAGCUUCUGUUUCAAAGAAUCACGAAUUACUUUUAGUUAAUACUAAUUCAACAACUGUAAAUAAUACUUCUGUGAAAAAACUGAUAGAAAAUAUUAAAUUGAAUAAAAAUGAAAGCUUUACAAUCUCUGCUAUAAAAAAUAGUACUACUAGUCAUUUGGAAACUAAGAAAGAAUGUCCAUUAGUGCCACCUAAUCUAGUUGGCCGUCUAAAAGUUCUGGCAAAUGCGCCAUCUUUUGACGAACUGGAGCAAAUGUUUUCUAAUUUAAAUCCUGGAGGACGUUUCCGACCAUCCAAUUGUAUAGCUAGAAGUAAAGUUGCCUUAGUUAUACCUUACAGAGACAGAGAAGAACAUCUUAGAAUAUUUCUUCACAACAUGCAUCCAAUUUUGCAGAGGCAGCAAUUAGAUUAUGGUAUUUAUGUAAUUGAAGAGGCUCCAGAUAUGAAAUUCAACCGAGCGAUGUUGAUGAAUAUCGGUUAUGUUGAAGCUUUGAAACAGUACGAUUAUGAUUGUUUCAUAUUUCAUGAUGUCGACUUAAUUCCUGAGGAUGAUAGAAAUUUGUAUAGUUGUCCUGAGCAACCAAGGCAUAUGUCUGUCGCAAUCAACACAAUGAAUUACAGAUUGCCAUACAAAGACAUAUUUGGUGGUGUAAGUGCCUUGACAAAAAAGCACAUGGAGAUAGUAAAUGGUUUUUCUAAUGAAUUUUGGGGAUGGGGUGGGGAAGAUGAUGAUAUGUCUAAUCGAGUACGGCAUCAUGGUUUGAAAAUAACUAGAUAUUCUCCUAAAAUAGCAAGAUAUACAAUGCUGAAACACAAGAAAGAUGACCCUAAUCCUGAUAGAUAUAAUAAACUUUAUAAAGGCAAAUAUCGAUUUAAGAAAGAUGGACUAAGUAAUUUAAAAUAUUCACGUUUAGACUUAGUUCUUAAAAAGCUGUAUACGUGGGUCUUAGUGGAAAUAGAACCAAUAAAAUAGUUGUUAUAUCAAUUCAUUGCAUUUUUACUCAAAGUUUUAUUCCUAUGGAUAAGGGGGAAAAGAAUGCUAUAAAAUCACUGGAUGCUCAAUAUUCUGAUUUACAGCUACUUCUGCUGUAUAAUCGUGCAAAGAAUCAUUGCAUGGAAGUUGAACUGGUUAUUUAAUUGUAUUAUUUUUAAAGUCAUUUCAAUUUAAUUGUGCAUAUGAUAAUUUCUUUUAUCAGAGCUUCGUUAAAGUUUCAUAUUGCUGGUUUGAUUUGUUUUUACUUUACCUUUUACAGAAUUCCUAUUAGCGAUUU